AUGAGUGACCAAAGACUCCUCUCAGUCGAGGAGAUUUCCAAACAUAACACACCAGAAGAUUGUUGGAUCGUAGUGGAAGGCAAUGUGUGGGACAUGACAGACUUUGCUCCCGAGCAUCCGGGUGCACCAGAAAUCAUCUGGAAGCAUGCCGGCCGCGAUGCAACGACGUCCUACCUCUCAAUCCAUACGCCCUCCCUCCUACCUACGAACCUCGAUACCUCCAAGUUGAUAGGCCAAGUCGACAAGCGAACCAUUACCGAAGAAUGGCAGAAGCCUCCGCCGAGCAUCACACCUGAGCUGCAAUUGAACGAGAAGCCAUCCCUAUCGGCAGUGAUCAACGCCGACGACUUUGAGAAGAUUGCCGAGAAGACCACAAACAAGAAGACUUGGGCUUUCUAUUCCUCAGCAGACACGAACUGCUUGACACGGGACAGAAACAGAGACUACUUUGGCAGAAUAUGGUUCAGACCAAGGCUCCUUCGAGACGUGAAGAAUGUGGACACAUCAACGACUAUCCUGGGGCAUGAUGCUGGGGCACCGAUCUUUGUGGCUCCGGCAGCGAUGGUCAAGCUGAUCCAUCCAGAAGGCGAGAAGGCCAUCUCUCGCGGCUGCGUGAAAGAGCGGAUACCACAAGGCAUAUCGACCAACGCCUCGUUCCCAGUCGAGGAGAUCGUACAGUCCAUGCCUCGCGGAGGCCACGCGUUCUUCUUCCAGCUCUACGUCAACAAAGACCGCAGCAAGAGCGAAGCUCUUCUCCGGCACGUCCGAAGUCUCGGAAUCGACGCGAUCCUCGUGACCGUCGACGCACCCAUGCCAGGAAAGCGAGAAGCCGAUGAAAGAGUCAAGAUGGACGAGAAUCUGAGCACACCGAUGUCCGGCCAGAAGGGCAGCAACGAUCGCAGAGGUGGUGGGAUCGGAAGAUUGAUGGGUGGAUACAUCGCUCCCGACUUCACGUGGGAUGAGUUCGCGUGGUUGAGGAAGCACUGGGAUGGCAAGAUUGUGGCGAAGGGCGUGCAGAGCUGGCAAGAUGCGAAGAUGUGUGCAGACCAUAAACUCGAUGGCGUUCUCUUGUCGAAUCAUGGCGGGAGAAAUCUCGACACGAGUCCGCCUGCGAUCAUGACUCUGUUGGAAUGCCAGGCGAACUGUCCGGAGGUCUUUGCUCAGCUGGAAGUGCUUGUCGACAGUGGCAUUCGCCGAGGGUCAGAUGUAUUGAAGUGCUUGUGUCUUGGUGCGACCGCUGUCGGGCUGGGGAGACCAUUCCUGUUCGCUGCCAACUAUGGUGAAGAAGGAGUUGAGCACUUGAUUGACAUCAUCAAGACUGAGCUGGCGACUGCGAUGGCGUUGGUGGGCAUCACGGAUCUAUCGCAAUGUCAUUCCGGCUUGGUGAGCACGCUUGAUCUGGACCAUCUCGUCAGCAGAGGAGAGGCGCACCCGUAUGCCACUGGGAGGAGGAUGCAGGCGAUGAAGAGUCGGCUGUGA
This is a messenger RNA of Fulvia fulva, 1479 nucleotides long. Its product is annotated as Cytochrome b2, mitochondrial. The record is from RefSeq and is a predicted model, not a curated record. NCBI's taxonomy places the organism in Eukaryota, Fungi, Ascomycota, Dothideomycetes, Mycosphaerellales, Mycosphaerellaceae. Bases 1 to 1479 code for a protein of 492 amino acids. The transcript is spliced from 2 exons. Gene Ontology annotation, molecular function: oxidoreductase activity.